Messenger RNA from Dinoponera quadriceps, 2031 nucleotides. It is a transcript of the gene VGlut, whose product is annotated as vesicular glutamate transporter 1-like. Gene Ontology annotation, cellular component: excitatory synapse; synaptic vesicle membrane. The transcript is spliced from 9 exons. Lineage: Eukaryota; Metazoa; Arthropoda; Insecta; Hymenoptera; Formicidae. Gene Ontology annotation, molecular function: neurotransmitter transmembrane transporter activity; L-glutamate transmembrane transporter activity. The record is from RefSeq and is a predicted model, not a curated record. The coding region runs from base 109 to 2031 and encodes 640 amino acids. Gene Ontology annotation, biological process: transmembrane transport; monoatomic anion transport; regulation of synapse structure or activity.
CGCUACCGUUACCCAGUCCGCGCGUAACCGUGUCUGGACUUAAUUAUUGGGGCUGCCAAUUAACAUCGCAAUUAUACGAAGUCCCGGUGCAACUCCAAUAAUUGGAAAAUGUCCGGAUUCGCAGCGGCGGGUCUCGUAGCCUUUGACUCCUUCAAGACCAAAGCAUCGCAGAAACUAUCCGGAUUUCGAAGAAGCACCACUGGUUACGAGGAGUUCGAAGGCCCGCGCGAGGGUAGCAAGGACAACAGGGCAUUCGAGGAUGAGAGGGAAUACAGCAGGCAGCCCUCGUUCGAUUCGCUUCCGGAGCCGGAAAGACCACCGUUACGGCACAUCGAUACUUACUGCAUGCCGGAAUGCCCGUGCCUCUCGAAGAGGUACACUAUCGCGACCCUGGCCUGUGUAGGUUUCAUCAUCUCGUUCGGCAUGAGAUGUAACAUGGGUAUGGCCAAGCUGGCGAUGAAGAACAGCACGAAAGAGGGCGAGAACAAUAGCAUCAAGUUCAACUGGACGGUCGGCACGGAGAGCGCCCUCGACUCGUCCUUCUUCUGGGGUUACCUGGUCACCCAAGUGCCCGGCGGCUUCUUGGCGUCCUUGUAUCCCGCGAACAGAAUAUUCGGCGCGGCGAUCGCGAUAUCCUCCUUCCUGAAUCUCCUGGUACCGGGCGCGCUGAACGUGGACCCCAUCGCCGACAUGUGCGUGCAGGUGCUGAAGGGUUUGGUCGAGGGUGUCACAUAUCCGGCGUGUCACGGUAUCUGGAAGUACUGGGCGCCGCCUCUGGAGAGAUCCCGCCUGGCCACCUUGGCCUUCUGCGGAUCGUACGCGGCGAUGGUGAUAGGCAUGCCGCUCUCGGGUUACCUGAGCGCCUGGUUCGGCUGGACCGCGUCGUUCUACUUCUACGGCAUGUGCGGCUUGAUCUGGUACGGGUUCUGGCUGUGGCUGGCGUUCGAGAAGCCGGCUAAGCACCCUUGCAUCUCGGCUCGCGAGCUGCGCUACAUCGAGGACUCCCUCGGGCAAGGCCAGGCGCUGAUGCCGGUGCCGACGUUGUCGACGACCCCCUGGCGGAAAUUCCUCACCUCGAUGCCCGUCUACGCCAUCAUCGUCGCUAACUUCUGCAGAUCCUGGAACUUCUACCUGCUGGUGCUCUUUCAGCCGCGUUUCAUGCACGAGUCCUUCGGCAUGCCCCUCGUCGAGACCGGAGUGAUCGGCUCGCUUCCGCAUCUGCUGAUGACGAUGAUCGUGCCGUGCGGCGGUUUGCUGGCGGAUUACCUUCGUAAGCACGGUAUCAUGUCGACGACGAAUGUCAGAAAGGUUUUCAAUUGCGGCGGCUUCGGUAUGGAGGCGAUCUUCUUCUUAGUGGUGGCUCAUGCGACCACGCACAAGAGCGGGACUGCGGCCACGAUCGCUCUCGCGAUCGGCGUCGCGUGCAGCGGUUUCGCCAUCUCCGGCUUUAACGUGAAUCACCUGGACAUCGCGCCCAGAUACGCCAGUAUCCUGAUGGGUAUGUCCAACGGGAUCGGCACCAUCGCCGGUCUGCUGGUCCCUUUCUUCGUGGACGAAAUCACGGAGGAAAAGGACGCGGAGAGCUGGCGGAACGUUUUCAUCAUAGCCGCGUGCGUACACAUCUUCGGGGUGACGUUCUACGCGAUCUUCUGCUCCGGCGAGUUGCAACCCUGGGCUGACCCCAGUCUGGAGGAGCAGAAGGCCUGGAAUCCGAUGGACGAGUUCCAAGCGAAACCACCGGUUCCCCCGCCGCCGAAAACCAUGCAAUCUGAGUUCAUAAAACAGCCGUCCCUCGAAGGAUCCGCCAACGACAACUGGAAUGCUUACGAGCAGCCGGCGCCGCCCGAGAACCAUCUGUACGCACGGCAGGAUAAAGCCUCCGUGAUAAACUACGGCUCGACGGAGAGCAGCGGCAACAAUCCGUUCCAUUCGACGAAUCCGUUCGCCAGCGACGUGAACGCGACCCUCGUGCAGCCGCCAGCGACGGACGACUACACGCACGACGUCAUGCACAAUCAGCAGUGGAAUUGA